Oryctolagus cuniculus (rabbit) is the source of this 3014-nucleotide messenger RNA. It is a transcript of the gene NUP107, whose product is annotated as nucleoporin 107. The record is from RefSeq and is a predicted model, not a curated record. NCBI's taxonomy places the organism in Eukaryota, Metazoa, Chordata, Mammalia, Lagomorpha, Leporidae. Gene Ontology annotation, cellular component: nuclear pore; nuclear pore outer ring. Gene Ontology annotation, molecular function: structural constituent of nuclear pore. Gene Ontology annotation, biological process: protein import into nucleus; mRNA export from nucleus; post-transcriptional tethering of RNA polymerase II gene DNA at nuclear periphery.
CCCGCACCCUUUUUUUUCAGGGCUCUCUUGGCAAGGGUAUACUUCCGGGUUAAAGGAUUUACUUCCGGAGAGCGGGAAGGCUGAAACGCGGUGGCUAACCCAAGGCCGAGUUGGCGAGGUCCUGGGUGGAGAAGGCUGUAAAAAUGGACAGGGGUGGCUUCGGAGACUUGUCAUCCCCUGUGAUCCGAGAGGCAGAGGUGACACGCACUGCCAAGAAACAGAGUGCUCAAAAGAGAGUUUUAAUUCGAACAUCCCAAGAUGAAAAUUUUGUUAAUACCACACCAAGAAAUCAGAUUAUCCCUCGAACUCCCAGCUCAUUUCGACAGCCUUUUACUCCACUGAACCGAAGCUUGCUAAAGCACCCAGAUGUUUCCUGCAUCCUUGGAACAGGAGGGAGGUCUCCUCGACUUACACAGUCUUCAGGGUUCUUGGGAAAUCUGUCCAUGAUAACCAAUCUGGAUGACAGUAACUGGGCGGCUGCGUUCUCAUCCCAGCGCUUAGGGCUGUACACAGGCGUGGACGCCCACAGUGUCACAGAGGACGUGAAUCUCAGCGCGGUCAUGCUACGUGAGGAUGAUCCUGGCGAGGCUGCAUCCAUGAGUAUGUUUUCUGAUUUCCUGCAGUCUUUUUUGAAGCACUCUUCAACUACAGUUUUUGACCUUGUGGAAGAGUAUGAAAACAUUUGUGUUAGUCAGGUGAACAUAUUAAGUAAAAUAGUGAGCCGAGCAACACCUGGACUUCAGAAGUUUUCAAAAACAGCCAGCAUGCUGUGGCUUCUUCAGCAGGAGAUGGUUACGUGGAGACUGCUGGCUUCAUUGUAUAGAGACAGAAUACAAUCUUCAAUAGAAGAUGAAAAUAUGUUCGCAGUUACUGCUGUUAAUGCCAGUGAGAAAACAGUUGUGGAAGCAUUAUUUCAGAGGGAUUCACUGGUCCGGCAAAGUCAGCUGGUGGUAGAUUGGUUAGAGAGUAUUGCCAAAGAUGAGAUUGGAGAUUUUUCUGAUAAUAUCGAGUUUUAUGCAAAAUCAGUAUAUUGGGAAAAUACUCUGCACACCUUAAAGCAACGACAGCUAGCAUCUUAUAUAGGAAGUGUCCGUCCUCUUGUCACUGAAUUGGAUCCUGAUGCUCCUAUAAGACAGAAGAUGCCCCUUGAUGAUCUGGAUAGAGAAGAUGAAGUUAGAUUACUCAAAUAUCUUUUCACUCUAAUCCGUGCUGGAAUGACAGAUGAGGCACAGCGACUCUGUAAACGGUGUGGUCAGGCAUGGAGAGCUGCCACACUUGAAGGCUGGAAGCUGUAUCAUGACCCCAAUGUGAAUGGAGGAACAGAAUUAGAAGCUGUGGAAGGGAAUCCAUAUAGACGCAUUUGGAAAAUAAGUUGUUGGAGAAUGGCGGAAGAUGAGCUUUUUAAUAGAUAUGAGAGAGCAAUUUAUGCAGCUUUAAGUGGGAAUCUCAAACAGCUUCUUCCCGUGUGUGACACCUGGGAAGACACAGUGUGGGCCUACUUCCGGGUGAUGGUGGACAGCCUGGUUGAACAGGAGAUCCGGACGUCAGUAGUAACUCUGGAUGAAACUGAAGAACUCCCUAGAGAAUAUUUAGAAACAAAUUGGACCUUAGAAAAGAUUUUUGAAGAACUUCAAGCUACUGAUAAAAAGAGAGUUCUGGAAGAGAAUCAAGAACAUUAUCACAUAGUUCAAAGAUUCCUUAUUCUGGGAGAUAUUGAUGGUUUGAUGGACGAGUUUAGCAAAUGGCUUUCUAAAAACAGAAACAAUCUGCCUGGACACCUCCUCCGCUUCAUGACCCACCUCAUUUUGUUUUUCCGGACUCUGGGACUACAGACCAAAGAAGAAGUUUCUAUUGAAGUUUUAAAGACAUAUAUACAGCUGUUAAUAAACGAGAAGCAUACAAAUCUCAUAGCAUUUUACACUUGUCACUUGCCUCAAGACCUAGCUGUUGCCCAGUAUGCAUUAUUUUUGGAAGGUGUUACAGAAUUUGAACAGCGACACCAUUGCCUGGAGCUGGCUAAAGAAGCAGAUUUGGAUGUUGCAGCAAUAACAAAAACUGUUGUAGAGAAUAUUCGAAAGAAAGAUGACGGUGAGUUCAGUCAUCAUGACCUGGCCCCAGCCCUGGAUACUGGCACCACUGAGGAGGACCGCUUAAAGAUUGAUGUAAUUGACUGGUUGGUGUUUGACCCAGCACAGAGAGCAGAAGCUCUAAAACAAGGCAAUGCAAUAAUGAGGAAAUUUUUGGCAUCAAAAAAGCACGAAGCUGCAAAAGAAGUAUUUGUGAAAAUUCCUCAGGAUUCCAUAGCAGAAAUCUAUAAUCAAUGGGAGGAACAAGGAAUGGACAGUCCACUUCCUGCUGAAGAUGAUAAUGCUAUCAGGGAACAUUUGUGUAUUAGAGCUUAUUUGGAGGCCCACGAAACUUUUAAUGAGUGGUUCAAGCAUAUGAAUUCAGCGCCUCAGAAACCUACUUUGAUACCGCAAUCAACUUUUACUGAGAAAGUGGCUCAUGAACACAAAGAAAAGAAAUAUGAAAUGGAUUAUAAUAUCUGGAAAGGACAUUUGGAUGCCCUAACAGCUGAUGUGAAAGAGAAGAUGUAUAACGUCUUGUUAUUUGUUGAUGGAGGGUGGAUGGUAGAUGUCAGGGAGGAUGCUGAGGAAGACCAUGAAAGAACGCACCAGAUGGCUUUGCUGAGAAAGCUCUGCCUGCCCAUGCUGUGCUUUCUGCUGCACACCAUCCUGCACAGCACCGGCCAGCACCAGGAGUGCCUGCAGCUAGCAGAUAUGGUGUCCUCCGAGCGCCACAAACUGUAUCUGGUAUUUUCUAAGGAAGAACUAAGGAAAUUGCUGCAGAAGUUAAGGGAAUCCUCGCUGAUGCUUCUUGACCAGGGACUUGAUCCUCUAGGAUAUGAAAUUCAGUCGUAAUUCGUCCAAGCUUUGUAUGCCUACUAAUUUCCAGGGUGAAUGGGGAGGUUUUUUUAUAUAUAUAUUAAAAUAUACAUAUUUGUAAUUACGGGA